Molecule: messenger RNA, 357 nt
Organism: Owenia fusiformis
Lineage: Eukaryota; Metazoa; Annelida; Polychaeta; Sabellida; Oweniidae
Source: the annotation of a GenBank genome assembly
ACUUAGUAGGUGUGAUUCCGUGUCCUAUCCGUUUUGCGAAUGAUUAAAGCUCUUAAAUGCUCUCAAUGUAUAUGGCUUUCCUGGAUAUUACACGAGGUACUAAGUGAAUUUGAGGAUUCAACUGAAGAUCUGAUGGAAACAGGGUAUCAUUUUUUGCCAGCACUGUAUGGCCAGCCACCAUGGACAUCAAUAAAAAUGGCUCGCUAUAAAAUAUAUUCCAAGAAGAAGGGCAAGCCUAUGCGCUUCAUGGCAUUACCUCCAACCGAAAUGAAUUUAAUUCUCCACGUGCUACAAGCACAUUUGCAAGUGAUGCUGUGGAAAGAUGUGGAAAGUUAUAACUUGAUAGAUGUCAUGUAG